Molecule: messenger RNA, 2074 nt
Organism: Platichthys flesus (European flounder)
Lineage: Eukaryota; Metazoa; Chordata; Actinopteri; Pleuronectiformes; Pleuronectidae
Gene: siah2l
Product: seven in absentia homolog 2 (Drosophila)-like
Exons: 3
Coding region: 45-953 (302 amino acids)
Biological process (GO): proteasome-mediated ubiquitin-dependent protein catabolic process; multicellular organism development
Cellular component (GO): cytoplasm
Molecular function (GO): ubiquitin protein ligase activity; ubiquitin conjugating enzyme binding; zinc ion binding
Source: RefSeq, a predicted model, not a curated record
CUGGCGAUACAAACAGCCGCCAUGUUGAGAAGCCGCUGGACGCGAUGAGCAGUCCGUCCUCACCCGGAGGACCCGGAGCGGACAAGGCAGGCGGAGGGAAGCCUGCCGCCUCCGGUGUGAGCUCCGUGUCCGGGUCGGACCCUGCCCCUCCUGCCGCCGCCGGGUCCCUGGUCCCGGCCGGACUGAGCCGGCUCCCCGCGGGGCUCGCGGCUCUGUUCGAAUGUCCCGUGUGCUCGGACUCCGUGCUGCCGCCCAUCCUGCAGUGCCAGGCCGGCCACCUGCUGUGUAACCUCUGCCGCCAGAAGCUGAGCUGCUGCCCCACCUGCCGGGGCCCGCUCACCCCGAGCAUCCGCAACCUGGCCAUGGAGAAGGUGGCCUCCACGCUGCCGUUCCCCUGCAAGUUCCUGUCGGCCGGCUGCCUGCUGUCCCUCCACCACACGGAGAAGCCCGACCACGAGGAGGUGUGCGGCUUCAGGCCGUUCACGUGUCCGUGUCCCGGGGCCACCUGCAAGUGGCUGGGCUCGCUGGAGGCCGUCAUGCCUCACCUGAUGCACGCCCACAAGUCCAUCACCACGCUGCAGGGGGAGGACAUCGUCUUCCUGGCGACAGACAUCAGUCUCCCGGGCGCCGUGGACUGGGUGAUGAUGCAGUCGUGUUUCAGUCACCACUUCAUGCUGGUCCUGGAGAAGCAGGAGAAGUACGAGGGCCAUCAGCAGUUCUUUGCCGUCGUGCUGCUGAUCGGCUCCCGCAAGCAGGCCGAGAACUUCGCCUACCGCCUGGAGCUCAACGGCAACCGCCGCCGGCUCACCUGGGAGGCCACACCGCGCUCCAUCCACGACGGGGUGGCGGCCGCCAUCCUGAACAGUGACUGCCUGGUGUUCGACACCUCGAUCGCCCACCUGUUCGCCGACAGCGGUAACCUGGGAAUUAACGUCACCAUCUCCAUGUGCUGAUGGAGCAGCGGUACCGGCCGGCGCAUCACGACAGAGCGGCGCUGCAGGAUCCAGAGCUCAGGCGGUGUGGCGUCCACCUUCCUUCUCUACGAGCUGGACCGCAAACGUCGUGUGAUGAACGACGAGACGGCGAGCAUCGCAGUGGAGGAUUCCCCCCCCACCAGAGGGCGCGGCCCGAGCUGGACAGAGAGCGAGCUGUACCGAGUCGGGAAGAAAUCGACAAACUGUCCAGGAGCGUCUGUCGCUCGUCUGACUCCAUGUGGGCGUGUUCAUGAUGGGUUGGCUGUGGUCAGCAGGAUCCAGGUCACGGGUUCAUCUCGACUCUUCGUACAACUUUUUUAACUUGACUUCAGUUUUUCAUCAGACGAGGGAAGUCGUUCAAACUGGAAGACGUGUUUGGUUGAUUGACAGGUUGUCGAUGAAGCUCAGAGUGUGGAUCAAACUGUAGUUAUACAGAAAGUCAAUAGAUCAAAUGUUUAUACAUUGAAUAAAUUGAAAGAACAGUGUAGGAGUCUGAGGUUGCUGGUUUGAAUCCCUCUGGACAGUGGCAGUGUUUGCUGGGACACUGAGCUGUGUGAAGUGAGGGAACCACUGAUUCAAACCAAACUGAUCACAGAUCAGAACGACCUGAAAUAACAAAAACAUCUUUGACAAACGUUUAUUUAACGUCGACUUGGAUUUGUUUGCUUGGUCCAUGUCCCAUCUGUUAACAUGGAGGUUUAUGGCCUGAACUGCAGCCAGACACCAGGGGGCGAUGAUGAGGAUUUUGCUUCACUUUUGAAUUCACUUCCGAUCCCUGAAGGGUUGACUCCUCCCACUUCGCCAUCAUGUCUCUGUUUUGUUUUUAAUCAAAAUGAUCAAAAGCUUCUAAAUGAGUUUUAAUUUCCAAACGUCAACAUGUGACUGAGUUUUAUAAGGUUAUAUACGAGCUCUGUCUUUCAGUUUGAUAGUUUCCUUUGAAUGAAAAGAGUCUGUUUAUAAUUAUAUAUAAAGGUUUUAUCUAUUUUUACAACCAGUGUUUUAUACAAUAACUUCUGUGCAGUUAUUUUAUUGAUUAUUGGUCGACACAGUAAUUAUUACUCAUUUAACAAAAAUAAAACUUCCAGGUAAUAAAUAUUUUA